AUGACGGAGGACGGUAGCGGCGGCACCGACAAUCCAGCCUUCAGCCACGAUGAGGACACGAAAAAAGGCAAUGAUCAGCAGCAGCAGCAGCAGCAGCAGCAAACAUCCAACGGAGGCACCACCAUCACCAUCGGGGAAAACGGCGGCGCCAAUCACUCUGUCACGAAUGGCACUAGUGCCAAUUCCACCGUCAAACUAAACGGUGAGAAGAAAAUCGACCUGCCCGAAGAAAAUGACAGCGGCGUCGCCAAUGGGGAUACACCCAGGCCCAAGUUAAACGGCGUGCACAGCAAUGGCAACAAUAACGACAACAGUUUUCUCAAUACCACCGUCACGAGUAUCACCAAUAAUGAUGUUAACGAUAAAAAAGAACAGAUUGAAGCCGUGAACCUUGAGCUUAUUUCGAUGAAACCUCAUUCCAAUAAUCAUCAAGCGAAAAAUAAGGAAGCCUGCGUGCCGGUCGAUCCUUAUGAACAAUACUUCGUACCUGUCAAUGAACAUAAGAAAUAUAUGAGAUUCCCCGAAACAGAGGUCGAAACUACUGUAGCUGGAGUCAGAUUCGAUUUGGGUCCGGGUGUUGGCCGCGAGGGACUCAGCCUGAGAGACCCGGCCGCCGGACUAGUCGACUAUUCCCAUUGGCUGAACGCUCUCAGAGGUGAGAAACUUUAUUUGACUAAAGACAAACGGGUCACUGGCAUCAAUUGGAAACGAGUAGCAUGCUGGGUAAUUGCAUUCAUCGCUUUAACAGCUCUCCUUAUUUUGGGCAUUUUAAUCGGCACUGGUGUAAUAGAUAACCCAAUGGCACAAAAUUAUUCAAAAGAAAAUCAAAAAAGUUAUUCACAGUCAGGCGACAUCAACGUUGCAGGAAGUAGAGAAAAAUCAAAAAACCCUCCUCCUAGUCCACCGCCAUUCGAAAUCACAACAGCAUCGUGGCCAACGACCGAUGAAACUUUUUACAAAAUCGUACCGCAAGCACUUCAAGGAGUUAUUACGUUUGAUAAUUUGGCUUGGGACCCUAGUAUGGAGGUUGCAACGUCUAGAGUUUACAGAUCAAUUGCCGAAGAUAUUGAAUUGGCCAUAGCCAGAGCGUUACGUGUAAAUAAUAAAGAACCAUCGGUAAAAAUUUAUUCCAUAUCCGAAGAUGGUGAGGUGAAAUUUAGGGUUCAUGAACCUACUUUUGAGAAACCCGAGGAUAACCUAAGUUAUCUUGAAAAAAAUUUCCAAGAAAAUGGGAGUCGUUUAUCAAGAUAUCACGUGAACCGAGUAAUGAUUUCACCCUUAGUUGACGAGUGUCGGUCUGGAAUGUUGAAAUGUAGUGACAGUUGUAAAUAUGACUCAGAAGAAGGAAAAUUCGUGUGUCUGUGUCCAAAUGGUAAAGAGUUGGAUAAAAGUGGUUUGCAAUGUAUUCAAGAAAGUGCUCUCAGCGAUAUAAGUUUCGGUGAUGGAAGAAGUUUUGGAAAGCCAUCGGAUGAUUGGUUAGACUUUGAUAAGAUUGACGAAAAAGUCCCAGUGCAUGAAAAUGAACAACAGCCAUCUGCAGAGCCAGAGCCAUCUGCGGAGCCUGAACCGUCUGCAGAGCCUGAACCUUCUGCAGAACCGGAACCAUCGGCAGAACCAGAACCAUCUGCGGAGCCUGAGCCAGCAGCGGAACCGUCCGCAAAGCCAGAGCCAUCUGCAGUACCAGAGCCAGCCGCAGAGCCUGAACCUUCUGCAGAACCGGAACCAUCGGCAGAACCAGAACCAUCAGCGGAGCCAGAACCAGCAGCAGAGCCAGAGCCAGCAGCGGAACCAUCGGCGGAGCCCGAGCCAGCAGCGGAACCAUCGGCAGAGCCGGAGCCAUCUGCAGAACCAGAGCCAGCAGCAGAACCAUCGGCGGAGCCAGAGCCAGCAGCAGAACCAUCGGCGGAGCCAGAGCCAGCAGCGGAACCAUCGGCAGAGCCGGAGCCAUCUGCAGAGCCAGAGCCAGCAGCGGAGCCGGAGCCGGCAGCUGAGCCUGAAGCUAAGCCUGAACCGGUUUCGGCUUUAGAAUCAGAACCGUCGAUGAAGGCAGAUCUAACAACAGAAUCUGUACCAAAAUCCGAACCAGAACCGGCAGCAGAGCCGGAGCCAUCUGCCGAGCCAGAACCAUCGGCGGAGCCCGAGCCAUCUGCAGAGCCAGAACCAUCGGCGGAGCCGGAGCCAUCUGCAGAGCCAGAACCUGCCGCUGAACCUGAAGCUAAACUAGAGCCAGAAACGGCUGCAGAGCCAAAAUCUGCUGCAGAACCAGAAACGGUUGCUGAGCCGGAGCCAGCCGCUGAACCGGAACCAGCAGCAGAGCCAGAGCCAUCGUCAGACCUUAAGUCUGAGCUCGCUAUUACACCAAAACAUACUGCAGAACCGGAGUUAUCCACAUUAUCAUCUUUAUCAGUUGACAUCAAUAUGUCAAAAAACAAUGUUGAGUCAUUAAAAAAGAGCGAAGAAAGCGCUGACGAUCAGUAUAACAAUAUUAUCGAUGAUCCUAUCGGAAGCAAUGACAUUAAUGUUUCGAAGAACGUCAAGAAGAACGAUAAAAAAACUCAAAAAUCGUACAAAGAGCAUAAAAGCGUUGAUUACAUUAAUGUGUCUACUUCAACUGAGAGUGGAUAUCGUGAUCAUUCAGAAGAUGCAAGCAUGACUUCUCAAAUUCCCAUAAUGCCUUUCGAAAUACAACUCGAUAUAUCAACGACUGAAAGUAUCGAUAGAACUACUCAAUCAGUUUUCCAAAAUUUAGAUAAAGAAAGUAUCACUACUACUAUAGAACCGUUGAUGUCGCAUUCUGAGGGAACUACUACAGCUCAAAUUCCAGUGAUGCCCGAGGAACUGUCAACGACUGAAGUUAAUAAAUUAGAACAACAAGUUGGAACAACUAUGACGUCCACAAUGGAUCAAACCGUAGAAACAACAACUAUGAAAGAUAGUGAAAUCGUUGAGAUGGAACCAGAAACAACCACCAUCAUCAACGAUUUUGUUGAAAUGUUUGAAAUGGACAAAGCUAUGAAUUUAGAUAUAAAACCUGUCUCUGAAAUGAUUCCAGAUGACACUACACCACAAACUAUGAUAUACAUGCCACAAUCGACAGAAAGAAGUGAUUCCAAUAUUGAUACUUUAGCUCCAACGAUGGAAUUGAUAAAUAAUGUUCAAGAUGAUCAGAAAAUGAAAAGUAAAAAACAAAAAGAACUGGAUCUCAGCGAAGUUGAUAUGGAAGUAACAAUGACGACAAUGGAAACCCCAGUUGACAAUACCAGUAAAGAAACGAUCGACAUUAGUGAUAACUCAAGUGACACAGAGAGUGUCGUUUCCAUUACCAGUCAAGUCCCAACCUUUAUUCCUGUCAAUGAAGAUAUCGACGAACCAGAAAUGACACCACGAAAUCAACCUUUUAUGACAACAAUUAUGCCAAUGGAAGCCGAAGAAAAUGUAACUUUAAAACCAGAAAGUACAUUAACUUCAGAACGAGAAAUAAUUACGAGUACCGAAAAAUUAAUCGAAAAGAUGACUGAACAAAGCGAACCGAGCUUCGUCAAAGUCGAAAGUACUACGCGAGUACUUCUUUCCAAGUGUUCAAGUGGUCAAUUCCAGUGUGUGAAUGGAACUUCGAGAGAUGGAGCUUACUGUGUGAAUCUCUCGGCUAAGUGUGAUUCAGAAAAUGAUUGCUCUGAUGGGUCAGACGAACUGAAUUGCGAAGAAGAAGGCUGUCCUGGAAAUUUCCAAUGUGCAAGCGGUCAGUGCCUGAAGCGAAAUUUAGUAUGUAAUGGCAUAGUCGAUUGUAAUGACGGUAGUGAUGAGAAAAACUGCGGUAAUUGGACCUGCAAUUUCGAUGAAUUUGAAUGUCCUGAUGGAAGAUGUAUUCCCUCUCUGUGGAAGUGCGACGGUCGCCCAGAUUGCGAAGAUCAUUCCGAUGAAUAUUCGUGCUCUGAAAGCUGCAGUAACGACGAGUACCUAUGUCCUACUGAAAAAUGGUGUGUACCAUUGACUUGGCGCUGCAAUGGAAUAUCCGAAUGUGUCGAUGGAGAAGACGAAAAAUUGUGCGAAUGUUCUGUGGAUCAAUUCAAAUGUGAAACUGGUGGAUGUAUUCCAACUGAACAAAUGUGCGAUGGCAUUGACAAUUGCCCGGACCGAUCCGAUGAAUGGAAUUGCUUGAGGGGUGGUUUUAACAGAAAUUCAUCCGUCGCCACAGAAAUCAAUAGCGAUGCUUCCAAUCGCAACUAUCUCAUAAGAAUCAAGCAAUCAAGUGAUGAAUACAGGCACGUUUGCUCGGAUGAAUGGUCAUCUAAAUUUAGCGAUAUUUAUUGCAAAAGUUUAGGAUUCGCUGCAGCUGAUUCAACUGUGUAUGUCGAACAGAGCACGAAUGAAAAGUUCGUUAAACUUCUAGCUAAUGCCAAUCCCAACAAACCCUUCUUGUCUAAUUUCGAAAAAACGAGUGAUUGUAAGUCUGAAAAAAUCGUCAGCGUUUCGUGUCAAGAAUUCACGUGUGGAUCUCACGAGAACGUCGGACACUCUGCGAGACUUGCUGGAGGCACUCCAGUUGGCGCAGGCCAGUGGUCCAGCGUUGCUUUAUUGAAGGAACCAAAACAUGGAACUGCUUGUACAGCUAGUGUACUCAGUCCCAUGCAUGCUUUAGCUAGUUACUCCUGUAUUCAUAGUUUAAGACAAAGUACUGGAUGGCAGCUAUUUGUCGGCGGUAAUCUAUUGAAACCGCUUCAAGUCAAAAAUAUUGUGCCUUACCCUCAAGUCAAAUAUAAUCAAUUUUUAUAUAAUAAUGAUAUAGCCCUGAUUGUACUGGAAGAACCAAUGGUCUUCUCAGCGAACGUUAGUGCAGCGUGUUUACCAACCCAAACGAUCACGCCUCAACAAUUAUGCGUUACUGCCGGUUGGGGAUUCCCUAUGGACGGAGACAUGAAUUUGCAACAAUAUCUGAAAUUCUUGCCCAUUCCAACUUACAAUUCUGAGGAGUGCAAUGCAACAAGCCAUUACGCAGGCUUCAUCAGGAAAGAUCACAUAUGUGCUGGGUAUACCGAUAGCGAUAAGGGACCUUGUUAUAACGAUGAAGGAGCACCGCUUAUGUGCGUAAACGGCAAAUUGGAAAACGAUACCGGCAGAUGGGAAAUUCAAGGUUUACUCAGUCAUCAUAGUCGGUGUUCGAGGGGACACCCUGCAAUCUACUCGAGUUUAGCACCGGCUCUUUCGUGGCUGCGAAAUUCUGUGCCAGCACUGUAAACUCAAUAGAUUCAAUUUGAAGAGAAAAAUUAAUGAACAUCUGUAUAAAGUUAGACAUAAAUCUUUUUAUCAAGAAAUAAGAUUAUGCAUUCGUGAUAGGACUUUGAUGUCGAAGUUUUCACGUGCCAAAAUUUAUUUUACUAUUUUUUCGAAAAAUCCAACAAUGAAAAAUGUUUCAAAUUCAACUAAUUGAUUAUUAUACUCGAGCUUCGGCAAACUGAUGUAAAUAAUGUAUAAAAUAUAGC
Messenger RNA from Trichogramma pretiosum, 5480 nucleotides. RefSeq lists its product as uncharacterized. The transcript is spliced from 10 exons. The coding region runs from base 1 to 5235 and encodes 1744 amino acids. The record is from RefSeq and is a predicted model, not a curated record. Gene Ontology annotation, biological process: proteolysis. Lineage: Eukaryota; Metazoa; Arthropoda; Insecta; Hymenoptera; Trichogrammatidae. Gene Ontology annotation, cellular component: plasma membrane. Gene Ontology annotation, molecular function: protein binding; serine-type endopeptidase activity.